Messenger RNA from Salvia hispanica, 585 nucleotides. RefSeq names its product non-specific lipid-transfer protein 3-like. Gene Ontology annotation, molecular function: lipid binding. Lineage: Eukaryota; Viridiplantae; Streptophyta; Magnoliopsida; Lamiales; Lamiaceae. The record is from RefSeq and is a predicted model, not a curated record. Gene Ontology annotation, biological process: lipid transport.
CUUGAUUUGACUAAUUUGCCCUUGCUUCCCCAAACCAAAUAAAUCCACCAAAAUCCCAAACCCUAAACUCUCACACACAAAUUAAGUUGUGAUGAAGCUAUUUUGCUCGGUGCUCAUCGCGGCCGCACUGAUCGCGGCCUUUGCUCCCCUGAGCCAGGCCGCGAUCAGUUGCACUGCGGUGAUUUCAUACGUCAGGCCAUGCGACCCCUAUGUGAAAGGAACGGGUCCGAUAGGGUCCUGCUGCAGCGGCGCAAGACGUCUUAACGCCGCUGCCAGGACGACUUCAGACAGGCAGAGCGUCUGCAACUGCCUGAAAUCCAUCACGAGGACGGGAUACUCCCAAGCCAGCUUUAGCCGGGCCGAAGGCAUCCCCCGACUAUGCGGUAUCAACAUUCCGUACAGGAUCAGCCCUUCCACUGACUGCACCAAGGUGAGGUGAGCUUUGAUCAUUUGAUGCAGAUUUCAGCUCUAUUUUGCCAACCUACGUUGAAUUACUAUGUGUGAAACAAGAUAUUGGUUGUCAAUUUGGUUGUUUCUUUCCAUUGGAUUUAAUGAACCUUAUUAAUGAGAGUGACUUCUGUUUAA